AUGAAUGAAGCAAAACCGGUGAGCACUCCAUUAGCAAACCACUUCAAGCUUUCUGUUGAUCAGUGUCCCAAGUCGGACAAGGAGACUCAGGAUAUGGUGGAGAUACCUUAUGCCAGUGUUGUUGGAUGUCUGAUGUAUGUCAUGAACCUUCCUUCGCCGAGCCACAACCACCGGCGACAUCUCCACCUGCUGCCACCAGCCACAGCCACCGGCAGCCGCCCGUUUCAUCCACACUCGCCACUGUCCUUUUCUUCCUCGCUCGCCGCCGGCCGUUUCAUCCAACACACUUCAAUGGAAACUGUUUUGCUGCUCGUUGUUCAGACCCAAAUCCGGCCCGUCGCCGCCGCGAUUUCUUCCUCCUCCACCGCAAUUCUUCCUCCUCCUCCUCCGCCGUCCGCCUCAAAUACUGUAGAAAUGGCCGUCGGGAAACAUCGAGAUGGCAGUAAUGUUCAGUGGUUCAGCAUCGGUGUCAACAUCCCUCUUUCUGAAUUUCACGAUUAUAAGAAUGUUGAAGUUGCGAUUUGUGGGGCUCCUAAUGUAAAUUAG
Molecule: messenger RNA, 546 nt
Organism: Striga hermonthica
Lineage: Eukaryota; Viridiplantae; Streptophyta; Magnoliopsida; Lamiales; Orobanchaceae
Source: the annotation of a GenBank genome assembly